Messenger RNA from Saprolegnia parasitica CBS 223.65, 1449 nucleotides. RefSeq lists its product as hypothetical. The record is from RefSeq and is a predicted model, not a curated record. Bases 28 to 1449 code for a protein of 473 amino acids. The transcript has 6 exons. Lineage: Eukaryota; Oomycota; Saprolegniomycetes; Saprolegniales; Saprolegniaceae. Gene Ontology annotation, molecular function: metal ion binding; lipid binding.
CAAGUGCAAUGGCCAGUUUAGCAUCGCAUGGGAUCGUCCAGGUCAUCGCGGACGUCGCUUCUAGGUCUCGGAAAGCACGGCCGCCUCCCGUCGCCGAGCUGUCCAGCGUUGACGCCGUCGCAAGUCCGAGCGCUGAAAGAGACUGCCGUCAAGACGUGCACGGAGCUGCUCUCGCUCUCCAAGCUCGCCAAGCGCAACAAGUACGGGAUCACGUGGCGCCCGCUGCCGUUUGCGACAGAUCCAGGCCUCGCGUUCUUUGUCGGCGAGUCGGCGGCGACCUCGGACGUCCAAUACAUGUGCUGUGCCACGACCGUUCAUGCAACGCUGGACGAAGUCGCAGAGCUCCUUAGCGGCGACGAGCAGUCGGCGAUGGGCGAGGAAGCAUACGCGCAGCUCGAGCAGAAUACGGUCGUCUCCAAGAAUCUGCGCACGCUCAAGCACGUCGACCGGCUCCAGAUAUCGCUGCGCUGGUUGGUUUGGGACUCGACGUCGGCGUACGUGCCACGACGCGACUUUGUCGUGCUGCAGUAUCAAAACGACGUCCACUUCCACGGCCGCAACGGCUGGGCACAAAGCAUGCACUCGGUGGAGCUCCCAGAGUUUCCAGCGUACCACACGUCGCAUAGCCUCGUGCGUGGCAGUCUGUACCGCUCCGGCUACGUCGUGCUCGAGACGGCAACACCGGGCGUCGUCCAGGUGCUGCACAUGGUCCAAGUGCAUUUCAAAGGCCUUGUGCCGAGCGAAGACGUCGAGUCGAUGCUGCGAGCGCGGGUCGGGAACAUCGCCCACCUCAGUGCGUUCUUUGCCAAGCUCACGCUCGUCGCACGCAUCGUGAGCAACAUGGAGACGUCGCGCGCGAGCAACCUCGAGAAGGUCAAGGUCUGCGCCAUGUGCAGCCGCAAAUUCAGCUUUGUCCACCGCAAAGUCACGUGCCGGCUCUGCCGCGACAUUGUCUGCACUGAGUGUUCGCAGGCCAAGGACAUGCAGAUUCCAAUUGCAGGCCUCAAGCGCGUCGAUGUGUGCAACGUCUGCAACCUCCAGAAAGACCGCCGCAGCGACGAGCACCCGUUGCGUCUGGCCAAUCGCCGGAGCUUCCUGCGCCAAACCGAUACGCACCACCGUGGCAGCCACCGGCAGUCGUCGCGCCAGCAUGAGACGUCCACGGACGAAGACCUCGACCCGUACAUGCAGAUCAUGCGCGGCAAGCAGCCACAGCGCCUGAGCGUUGACGCUGGCCGAGAGCCGCUCUACUCGUUCCUUGAAGACAGCGGCGCAAGCGGCACCGGGAAGCGGUACGCUGCGAUCUCGCCUGUCGUCUCCAACGAUUCAGCAGUCGUCGGCCCCGCGUGGGAUGUGGCCGCGCCGUCCGAGUCGUCAUUUCAGAGCCGGGCUUCCGCUGCAAGUGUGUCGGCCGAUGAUUUUUGGACCAAGCCCAAGCACACGCUGUAG